This is a messenger RNA of Colletotrichum higginsianum IMI 349063, 798 nucleotides long. Its product is annotated as Acetyltransferase. Bases 1 to 798 code for a protein of 265 amino acids. Gene Ontology annotation, cellular component: nucleus. The record is from RefSeq and is a predicted model, not a curated record. Lineage: Eukaryota; Fungi; Ascomycota; Sordariomycetes; Glomerellales; Glomerellaceae. The transcript is spliced from 3 exons. Gene Ontology annotation, molecular function: protein N-terminal-serine acetyltransferase activity; histone H2A acetyltransferase activity; histone H4 acetyltransferase activity.
AUGGCCCCGGCUCCUCGGAAACGCCGCAGGGCACCCACGAACCCUAUCGAGACUGCGAACCGCAAGUCGGAUGAAGAGUUCAUCAAAGACCACCUGCAAUCAAGGUUCGUCUCCCCAUCACUCAAGGCAAGGCGCAAGGCCGAGCGGCGGAUCCCGGACUGGACAUCAUGGACGCAUCCCAAGACCGACAAGCCCUACGCCCUCUCGCUGAAGUCGUCGUCGGCGCUCGCCCAACACGAGCUGCAGGCCUGCUUCGACCUCGUCGACCGCACCAGCGGGGCCGAUUACCGGGCUUCCAAGGAUGGGUGGAGGCCCGCGAGCAAGAUGAAGGAGAUGAGGAGCCCCGACCUGAGGUACAUCCUCGUCAAGGAAGCUGCAGCAGCAGCGGCGGUGGCGGCGGAUGCUGAUGGCGAUGACGGAGGCAAGAUAUGCGGCUUCACAAGCCUAAUGCCGACGUUCGAGGAGGGCGAGGCCGUGGUGUACUGCUACGAGAUUCACCUUUUGGAGGAGUUGAGGGGCACCGGCAUGGGCCGCCUGCUCAUGGACCACCUCGUUCGGGUGGCCGAGAGCAUCCCCAUCAUCGAAAAGGUGAUGCUGACGUGCUUCCUCGCGAACGCCGGCGCGCGCGCCUUCUACGAGAGGCUCGGGUUCGAGAGGGACGCCAUCUCCCCCGUCGAGAGGCGGUUGCGGUUUGGAAAGGUGUUUGUGCCGGAUUAUCUCAUCAUGAGCAGGAGGGUGCGCGGCGAGAGCGAGAGAACAAAGCCGCAGAACGGGGACAGCGAGAAGACGGGGUCAUGA